AUGAAGGCAUGCUCGCCACGUCCGACCAUUUGUGUAUUCGUUGAAUUGCUACCACUUUCAGAUGAAACAGCCGAAGUUCACACAACUGACAAAUCCACUACCCUGAACGGACAACAAACCUCGCAAAAUUUGGAAACAAUCGAUGAUAAGCCAUUGGAAACUGAUAUUCAAACAGAGAGAAAUUCCGAACCGAUCGGAGAAAUUCAGGAUGACGGAAUCAGUCGGAAUUUGAAGACAUCGAGCGAAUCGAUUGAUCCCAAAGUGAAUAUCACGGUGGACGAAGAGGAUGAAACUAUUGAACUACUGAAGAAACGGACCACUAUGAACACGGACAUCGGCGUGAAGAUAAACGAAGAGGUGACUGAAACCAGUGCGGCAGGCCCUGAUUUGAAACAAGAGUUGCCAGAAUCUGCGACCAUCGGUGGGCACAAUCAAAAUACUGAUUCAGACUCUCAUACAGUUCAAGAUAAUACUCCAAGCGCUUUCGGUGAUAACGCUUUUAUCAGCGAAUCCAAUCCCAGUACAAUCACAAUUCAAUCUGAGAAUGUAAAAAAGAAAACUGAUGAUUCGUUCAACGGUGACACCAGCGGAAUCACCCAUACGUUGCCGGCUGCUGCAUUCCAUGUGGACGAGGGAGACAAGUCAGAGAAUGACGGGACCAUCGAAAUGGGAAAUGCAAAAGUGAGCCGUCCAAUCACUGCUGAUGAAAGUGAUGAGAACUCUGAAGCGCUUGAGGAUUCAAUCCGUAGCUCCACAAAAAUGAAUACCACGGUGGAGCAUGCGAGUAGAACUACUCAACUGAUGAAAAAUCACUCAAACACCGGUAUGAGCGUAACGCAAGUCGGAAUCCACGUUAUUGAUCAGACGGAUUCAACGGAAGAUAAAGUGGAGACACCAUCAAGAGAAAGCGCAAAGGACGAAGUACUGAAACGAGUUGACGAAUCAGAUCCGGUCGAAACUGGCGGGGGAGAAGAUGCAGAACCUGCUCCUCUGAGCGGUGCGAAUGAGCAGGUCAUAUCUUCCAUUUCGGCGGACGAUUCCAUCUCAGAUUCCAAUCGCAAUAUCAGUGCAGAAGAAAAACAGAAAAUCUUGGACGUAUUGAGGAGCCGUUUGAAUGACAGUGUGCAUACGAUGGAUACUGAUAAAGACAGGGAGAACAGUGUAACAGUAACAACUUUGAAAGCAGUCGGAGAAUUUUCGGAAUCAGAUGGGAUAGCCGAAGCUCACAGAACCGACAAACCUACCGCCAUGGCCGCACAACUCACCUUGCAAAAUUCGGAGACAGUGUUGCAUAAUGCACCGGAAACCAAUAGUCGAACAGAGGGAAACUCCGAAACGAUUGUGGAAAAUUCGGAUGAUGGAAUUGAUCAAGGUUUGAAGACAGUGAGCGAAUCAAUUGAUCCCAGUGUGAAUAUCACGUUUGACGAAGAGAACACAAUAAUUGAACUAGUGAAGAAUCGGGCACUUGUGAACACGGACAUCGCAGUGACGGCAAAUGAAGAGGCGCCUGAAACCAGUGCGGGAGCUUCUAAUUCGACAGAAGGGUUGCCAGAGAUUGAUGAAACACGGAACACCGAAGACAAAGAAGCACAAUCCGUGACGGUUCAUGUCACCCCAUCAAACUCUGUGGUCCAGGGGGCUGUUUCAACGGAAGCAAAUUCUUCUCCAACUGCGGCUCAAUGGGAACAGGAGAACAUCAAGACGGAUGAUCUAGUGCGUAGUGAUAAGACCGGGGCACCAAAUUCGCAGCUAAAAACAAUCUUGCCGGGGGACAUGGCAGAUAAUGCAACGGAUUUUGGAAAUAGUGUGCCCAAUGUUGCGAACACUGUUUUGGUGACUAAUGUUUUUGACGAGCACGAAACGAAUUCCGGGUUAUUGGAGGAGCCGAACCAAGAAACCAAGAGGACAAUUGUCACAUCAGAGGAGGACAGCGACAUUUCACCGCUACUCACAAAUUCCGCAGAUGUCAAUACGAGCCCGACUCUGAUUAAAAGUGACAUUGUGGAUCAUGCAGUCCUGGAUUCCACGAAGGAGAACGUGGACGUAUCUCUCGAAGAGCUCGGUGAUAAAUCCACGAAAGAGGUUAUGGAAAACGGAGGAGAGAAACAGACGUUCAUUGGGGAGGAGAAGGUGGACCAUUCUGAGGUGAACCAUACUAUCGGUGUGGAUAAAAGCGGUGAAAUUUCCACGGCAGACGAUCAGUUGACUCGAGAUUCUAGAACAAGUCUCAUGAAAGAAGAGGAACAAAAAAUCGUUGAAAUAUUGAAAAAUCAUUUGGCUACCGAGGAGAACAAUAUUGAGGCUGGCAACCAGAAAAUGACAGAAAAUGAAAGUGGAUACUUGCCAAUUUCAGUGGAUGAACCGCCGGUGACAACCCUCAGUACCUUCGCCUCUCCUGGGGUCAACAUUACUGGAACGGCGCCUGUGGAUAGUGUGAUAAAUACCACAAAUGAGAGAAAUUUGCCAACACACCAAAACAAUUUCAGUUUUGUUCCACCUUUCAAUGAGGAACUUCGAUCAGUAACAGAAAGAGUAGGUGUGGGACAAACGGAAGUGCAAUUGGAGCAAACGAUGAACGAAUCGAGCACAUUUAAAAAAGGUGAAAUGAGAACCGAGGAGUCGUUUGAUAUCAAAGUUCACCCGAAUGUUGCUGUGAACAAAAUCGAUGAGCAGCAAACGGAAGUCAUGCACGAUCCGAUUGGGAACCACAUUGUAGAUCUAGAGACUAAUCCUCCUCGGUUGGCUGAAAACAAUUUGGUGGGAGAAAGUUCGACCACAUCGAGAAGUGUGAUUGAUCCAUGGGUUGAAACUGGGACUGCUGCUGAGCAACUUGACAACUUCAACGUUUCCAAUGAAAUGCAUUGGACAGCCGCAAAUGAACAUUCCCAACAAAGUACGCACGAAAACGUAACGAUCGGCGAUGAGCCAACCAUGAUGACCGAACUCAAGGGGAGCAAUGCGGCGAAUGAAACGGACAAUCAGGCUGAAGGUAUGGAAUCCACAACAUCGCCGGAGGAAAAUCCGAAUAAACGUAAUGACCAAUUAGAAGUUGAUAAAGAUGAAACAGUCGAUGCCAACACACAAAGCACAAAAGCAAUCCCUCACUUGGUUCCCAAUAGGGAAAUGGAUACGAGCAUGGUGGAUGUAUCGGAACAACAUUCAUCGAUACGUGAAACGGCGUUAACGAUCCCGGAUUUUUCGCCCACAGUGGAACACACUGACUUGAGUUUAAUCAAACCUGAGGGUGAAAGUUCGAUCAUGAGCCAAGUCGGUGACAUCGAUAAUUUAGAAAUUGUGUCUGCACAAAUACAAUCACCUUUAUCAUUCGGUAUGCAAACAGAAAAACAUAAUGCUCCAUUGAUCAUGGGGACAGAUCAAACUGAAAUUAAACCAAUAUUAUCGGAGAUUAAUAGAAGUCAGUACACACAAGUGAGUAGCCCAACCGAUUACGUACCAAGUGUACACAUGGUUGGAAUCGAUUCGACCAAUUUGAGUCCAAUAGGACAAAUGAACUCGUCGUUGAAGUUGGAUGGAAAAUCGGCAAACAACGUCAUCCCAAAUGAGACCUCGAAAAUGCACAAUGUGGAUGAAAGUAUGGCGGAUGAUGAGAACUCCAUCGAGAUACCGAAGGAUCGUGAACAAAUAACUGAUUCAACAUUCACUCAUUUGUCUUUCGAUCCGGACAUGAACAAUACAGGUGGAGAGCCUGAUCCCAAUCAGCUCGCCAAUUUCGGGGAUGGCGAAUCAACCAGCGAAAACAACAACAACAGCAACAACAACAACAGCCACAACCGCGAUGACGUGACCACAACUGAGAAUGAGAUGGUCGACAAAUCAGUGGAUAUGCAACCCAUGUCCACUUCGACACACUCUGUCGAUCUCGGCACUGUGACAGAACAGAGAACAACAACAACAACAACGAACUUUGAUCAGUUUACCGGUCAGGUUACGUCUACGAACGCACCCCAGAUCUACGAUUCGGAGGGAGGAAACAAUCCUGUUGAGCCGGAUCCAAACGUUCAUGUGACUCCUCCAACUGUGGAUGCGAAUGGGGACGGAGAGACCGACUGGACUACACAUGCUAUCUCAAACGGAUUGUCGGAUACGGAUGCGGUCAAAUUCGGUACUCCCGAUUUGACACAAGUGACUGAAUCAGUGAAAUUACCGGAUGAAAUGGGAAAAACCACUUUACCAAUCACAUCUGGAUCUGACAUAACCCAAUUGGAAACAGUUCCUGCCCCCAAUAUGACCGAUACGAAUACCGAGGAAACCGCAACUCCAACUGAGCACUCCACGAUGAUUUACGGGAACGAAAAGACGGGCCAAUCCAUCGAAACACAGUUAACCUCAGAUCAUACACAAGCAGCCCAGGUUCUGGACCAUCAGCUAAUCGAAAAGCCCAAGACGGUGGAAAUUACGGUCACUCAUGAAAGAAAAAUGGACGGAACUACAGAACUGCAAACUGCGGUCACGGAACCCAUGGAAUUCACAACAGAUACACAAAGCAAUAAAAAUGUGGCAUUUGAAAUGGGAUCAACUUCCCUGGAGAAUGGCUCAGAUACAUUCGACGGUCUUCUGACACAAGAAGAUAUGAACGGAGCGAACAAGGCAACAAUAAAAGAAAGUGCGAACAAAGGAACAGGCCAAAUCUCAACGGAGGAAUCACAGACAGCAUCGACUUCCUUUGUCAACCAGGAACGUGAUAGCAGCCCGAUAAACGAGCAACCGAGGCAGUCAGCGAUCACAUAUAACAGUGAAGCAAUAAUCUCUGAUCACAAGGUGUUUGGAACUGUCCAAUCUCAAGAGCUCGGUACAGAUUCGCCAUCGAUUGAUUUUGAGCAGAACGGUACAGGGACUUUUGGACCACAUGAUCCAGAUUUGGGGAAUAACUUGGAAGGGGUGGAAACCAUUGGCGACAUCACAACGAAAGUACAAAAUCCAACGGAAGCGUGGAAUCUACUCCAACAGACUACUACUCCAUCAACCCCAUCACAGGAUAUUGUUCCAACAAAACCAUCUGUCAUCGAAACUGAACCUCCCGAGAAGAAAACUACGGGGUCGGAAACACCUUGGUGGUAUACAGCUCCUGGUGAGAAAUCGGACAAUCAAUUCGUUGACGCAUCACCAGGUUUUCAGUCAAACGGAGUACAGAAAGAUACACAGUUCACUGAUAGCGGACCACAUUUUGUGAAGUCAUACGAUCAGUUUGGGAAUUCGAACCGGUUUUCUCCCUCAACGAGCAGCACAGAUGAGCGUGAGCCAAAUGCGGACUUGGAAUCGCAUCCCGAACCGGAUGCGCAGGAGGUAACCCCGAUCAAGCCGGACGUAGAUUCGAGUGAUCACGUGAUCGAGGGGGAACCGUUGUCGAGCUUAAUCAAGGGGACAGAUGAUUCGGUUGGAUCAGUGGAGAACAGUCAGCAAGACGUUGUGUCCGAAAAGUCGAAGGUGAAUAUCUUCAAGAACGAUCAUUCAGCUGAUCCCUCCGUUCUUAUCCAAUCAAAUCGUGAGGAAACUGAACCUCCAUCGAGACAUACACUGAUUGCGGAUGAAGAGAACACCAAUCCCGAGAGGAAGAGCCCUUCUGUUGGUGAAUUCAUUUCGAACCGGACUGUCAACGAAGUCUCAUUAGAAAAACCCGAUUUGAACUCCGAGGCCCACGUGACUUUGAACAUCAAUCAGCCAAUCACCGAAAACUCCAAACUGGAGAAAGAUGCUGUAGAGUCUUAUCAGGAACAAAGCCCAUUCACCACACCUGACAACUUACCAAUCCACCGGAUGCAGAUGAAUGGUUACCAAAAUACAGACGAGCAAUGGAGCUCAACGGACGAGGUACAGUCCAAUGGGAUAGAGGAUUCUCUGGGCGACAAGAAUGGCAAUAUAGAUCAACAUCUAUCGCAGGACAAUAGAUGGACUACUCCAUACAGCGGUGAAAAUGAAAUAAGAACUGCACAGAAAAUCGUUUCCAAACAGAUCUCCGAAGAUCCGGAUCUCUCGGACAGUGUGCGUGUGGAAAACCCAGCUGUUCCUAUAAAUCCACCUAUGGAUCAUCAAAUGGAUGUGGAAUCCAGGGGUUUUGCGGUUGAUUUAUCUCAGAAAGUGGACAAUUCAUCCGCAUCUAAGCCCAACAACGAAGCAGAAAAUGUACCCACGCUGGAUCCCGGAUCAAACUCAAUCAAUUUUGAACAGAAUCCUGGUCCCCCAAAGUGGAUAAUUGAGAACAGCGACGUUGACACAGAAGGUCGUCAAACGGUCACGGAUGGUGAGACACCCUCGGUCAAUGGAACGCAAUUAAGUCAGUUGGAUUCCGGUCAGUUUGGAACAUUUCCACAUCUUAUGGCAUUACCGUUUCAUCUUGCUCUAGAGUUUUCAACUGUAUUUAUUGUUCUUCCCGUGAAGUGGCAUUGCUGA
Messenger RNA from Echinostoma caproni, 6408 nucleotides. The record is from the annotation of a GenBank genome assembly. Lineage: Eukaryota; Metazoa; Platyhelminthes; Trematoda; Plagiorchiida; Echinostomatidae.